Molecule: messenger RNA, 1437 nt
Organism: Xiphias gladius (swordfish)
Lineage: Eukaryota; Metazoa; Chordata; Actinopteri; Istiophoriformes; Xiphiidae
Product: protease-associated domain-containing protein 1-like
Exons: 5
Coding region: 151-726 (191 amino acids)
Source: RefSeq, a predicted model, not a curated record
ACAUGCGCAUGACAGGAAGAGUGAUUCCGGUUGCUAACCUGCUGCUCUGUUGCUCACUGGCCUAGCCACAACCUGUGCUACACACGGACCAAAUGCCCCUGCCAAAAUUUAAGCCACGCUGAGCAACGCAACGUUGCAAAUGUCUUGAACAUGGCCAAGGUUGUUGGCACAGCAGCUUUAGUUUUGUACCUGUGGAGUGUUUUCUUGCCGUUCAGUCGCAUGUCAGGUCUUGGGAUCAAUGAGCUGCUGUAUUUCCGGGUCAUCAGUCCAGAGGAUAUAGGGUACAUCUUCAGUGCAGCACCUGCUAAAGACUUUGGAGGAGAUUUUACAUCAUUUUAUGAUGAGAUUUUCCUGGUGCCAGCAGACCCAGCAGAUGGCUGCUCAGACUUAAAGGACGGAGAAAUCAUUCAGGGACAAGUAAUCCUCGUGGAAAGAGGAGGUUGCUCCUUUGUACAAAAGGCCCAACAUGUGGAGGAAGCAGGGGGCAAAGCUGUUUUGAUUGCUGAUAAUGCAGUGGACAAUGACAGUCAGUACCUUGAUAUGAUCACUGAUGGAACCACUGCCAAACCAAGCAUACCUGCUCUAUUUCUGCUGGGACGUGACGGGAUGAUGAUCAGACGAUCUCUUCAGAGACAAGCACUGCCGUGGGCUGUCAUUUCCAUUCCUGUCAAUGUUUCCUCUUUGGCCUCAUUCCCCCUCAAGCAGCCGCCAUGGACACUGUGGUAGAAGUGCCGCACACCAACAACUUCAUCCACUUCCUAUAUCAGUCAACAUUGUUUCCUCCGUGUCUAAUCAGCAGCCAAUAAACUCACAGCCUUGCAGGGAAAGUCUUUGGUGGUAGUUAACAAAUUCACUUAACAAAUUCACACACACUAGUGAUGAACCAAUAAAAUGAAUAAUGACAGUAAUGAUCAUGACAUAAUGAUCAUGCUUACAUACACAACCAAAGGCAUGUGCAGAAACCUCUUUGCAAACCUCUUUGUUGGAACCCUUGUAAAAGUCAGACAAACAAGAAACAUGAAUGCUCAGUGCCUAUCUGAAAUUUCAAUAAUUAGCCAUGCAAUGGUCAUGAUUAUGAGUGUGUCUUCCAGGAGAGCAAUUUCUAGGAAUCUGUGUUCAGAUGAUCUGUUGUGCACAAGUGAGUGAUGAAACUGGAAAAUUUGAUAUGCAUACAUACAACACAUACAGAUUGAAGCACACCGUUUCUUCUAUCUUGUCUAAUAGUACAAGUGGUUGCGUAGGCCACUAUAGGAAAGGAGAAAAAAAACAGGCUAUGACAACAUAUGCUAUACUUGACUACGAUACAGCAUACUGGGAAUGUCGUCUCACUGUAAAAAUGUAAAUAAAGUCCUGUUUAUCUGCAUGAACUUGAACAGGGUAGCCCUCUGAUCAGAAAUGAAAAUUCUUUUUCUUAUGGUAAAUAAAUAUAAAAUGAAA